GAUGUUUGCUGCUGCUGAGUUCCUGAGCCUUCCCCUUUUGCAAAACGCGGCCCGAAUCUUAAAAAGCUGCAGAAAGAGGAAUCUGAGCCUGAAAUAAAAGGAAUUCGAAUUUCCCUCCUCCUGGAAUUUAAAUACGUGGUGCAGCUGCUAGGAUGAUCAUCACCCGCCUCUGGGGCACGGAGGAGAUCAACUUAAGUUUCCCGCCCAAGGAAUGUGCGUGUUUAUUAUGGGGUGUUUAGAUUUUAAUCUGGAUCCAACAGAGGGAAUCCAAUUGGAGUAGCAAUCUUGGGAACUGAAGGUGGGAUACAUGUUGCUGUAUUCCCCUCUCCAUUUUAUCGUCACAACAACCCUGUGAGGGAACCGGGUGCCAUGGCGGACGACAACGGACUUUAUACGAAGAUGGCGGAAAACGUGAGCGAAGGCUUAGAGGCGGAUCCGCAGGGCGUCGCCAUGGAGUCGAGUACCUUGCUGCAGAAACUGAGAGGCACCAUUUCGAAAUCAGUGCAGUGCAAGAUCGACUACAUACUGCAAGAUGUCCAGAGGUUUACUGACCAUGCCAAGCUCUAUCUCUACCUCCAACUUCCUUCUGGCCCAAGUUCCGGGGAGAAAAACCUGGACCUGACUUCUCUGAGCUCAGCUGAGCACAUGCAUGCUUGCACCUGGAUCCGAAAUCACCUCGAGGAAUACCCGGACACCUGCUUGCCCAAACAAGACGUCUUCGAUGCUUACAAGCGUUACUGCGACAACCUUUGCAGCCGCUCUCUGAGCGCAGCCAACUUCGGCAAGAUCAUCCGGGAAAUCUUCCCGAACAUCAAAGCGAGGAGGCUGGGGGGCCGCGGGCAGUCGAAGUAUUGCUACAGCGGGAUACGGAGGAAGACUGUGGUGAACAUGCCCCCACUUCCCAGCCUGGAUCUGAAAGAGACGGAGUCGCCGGAACGGCCAGAGGUGGUCCAGUCCUACAGCGACGAGGUGAUGGAAGCGGCCUGCGCCUUGACCUGCGACUGGGCCGAGAAGAUCCUCAAGCGCUCGUUCAACAACAUCGUGGAGGUGGCCCAGUUCCUCAUCCAGCAACAUAUCAUCAGCUCCCGUUCGCCCCACGUCGACCUCAUCAUGGCCAUGGUGGUCUCAGAAAUUACCGAGAACCACCGUGACAAACGGCCGCCCCAAACCGUGAAGAAAAAUGAGCCAGGAGGCCUGGAGAGUUCAGACAAUAAGCAGACCCAGGCCAAAGCAGAAAACGCCGCCAAGCCCUCGGCCACAGCUUCGCGGAGUGAGGCAAAGAAGCCGGCGGACGCCCUGGCGAAGUCCGCCAGCAACCCACAGGUCAACGCCUUGGUGGCUCGGCUGCCACUGCUGCUGCCCCGUGUCCAGGUCCAGCCCGGGGACAGGCUGGUGGUGUCUCCGGGGGUGGCAGCCAUGCACCCGUCCCCCACCGUCUUGGCGCCCAAGCUGACUGCCUCGGGGGGCACAGUCAAGAUGGCUCUCUCCGUGGGACCGGGGCCGUCCACUCUGUUGGCCCCCGCGGUGAACGGGCCAGCUGGCAUGGUCAGCCCUCCGAGCGCCGUACCGGUCAUCAACAUGAUGCCGGUCAUCAACGUGGCAGUGCCCCCCGUGACCGAGGUCCCGCUGAAGCCCAAGAGUGCCCCUGCCGGAGGAGGGGUGAACGGCUGCGAGGCUCAAUGGAGCCCCCACGACCCGCAGAGAGCCAAGCCCCCCGCCAAGCGGCCCGCAGAAGCACCCGGGGAGGCGACGGCAAAGAGGAAGCGGGGUCGGCCCCGCAAGAAAGCGGACCCCCCUUUGCUCGAGAAGGGCACCUCUAAGGAGGGAGGACCCAGUACCGAGGAGGAUUCGGACAUCAUCGUCGUAACUGUGGGUUACGGCGACCAGGCCACGCGCCCCUCCUCCCGCUCCGGGUCUCGGGAAGAGAGCGCGGAAGUGGAGGUGGUCCAUGUUGGGAAGCCCAAGAGCCCGUUCCCCCAGGAGACGAGCGCAGAGGGCCCUUCCCGGGCCGGCAGCCUCAUUGUCAGUCCUGCCCCCAAAGCCGCUGUCCUGCCCACCCAGGUGAGCGUCAUCAGGGGCCGGAGGUCCGCCAUGCCUGUGGUUGUGAAAGAGACAGGAAGUGACUGGAAGGAGACAGGAAGUGGCUCCAAAGAGACAGGAAGUGGCUCCAAAGGGACAGGAAGUGGCUCGAGGGAGCCCCGGCAGUUGGCUGAAGGCGCAGCAGCUCCAGGGAUUGGGACCAGAAUCACCGUCGCGAGGGACUGGGAGGAUCCGGAGAGCGAUAGCUCCUCAGAAUGUGACCUCCAACCCACCGAUCUUUCCAUGCGCAAAGUUGCCCCGCCGCCCACCAAGGGUCGCUUAGAGGCCUGUGGCUUGCGGCCGUCGUCCGUAAACUUACACAGGGUCAGCGCGGACCAGGGGAAGGCGGCAGAGACGGCGAGUCCGCCAGGGACAUCGGCACAGGCCCCCAGCCGAUAACACCACCCCCACCCCUCCUCUGGCGUGCGUCUCCCAAUGCCAAACUCUCCCACGCAAAGGCACCCCGGUUCUGCUUGCUUUUACUAAUUUGAUGCACGCGUGUAGGGGGGAAAAUGCACGGCGAUGUGAGCUUGCAAAAGCGACUUUCCGUCAUGCCUCUUCCUUGGCCUCCAUGCAAGGCCAUGUGGCUGAGAAGUUGGCUGUGUGCAACGCCCCCCCCCUCCCCA
Lacerta agilis (Sand lizard) is the source of this 2705-nucleotide messenger RNA. It is a transcript of the gene RFX5, whose product is annotated as regulatory factor X5. Gene Ontology annotation, molecular function: DNA-binding transcription factor activity, RNA polymerase II-specific; RNA polymerase II cis-regulatory region sequence-specific DNA binding. Gene Ontology annotation, biological process: regulation of transcription by RNA polymerase II. The coding region runs from base 370 to 2478 and encodes 702 amino acids. The transcript is spliced from 12 exons. NCBI's taxonomy places the organism in Eukaryota, Metazoa, Chordata, Lepidosauria, Squamata, Lacertidae. The record is from RefSeq and is a predicted model, not a curated record.